This is a messenger RNA of Dimorphilus gyrociliatus, 4736 nucleotides long. The record is from the annotation of a GenBank genome assembly. Lineage: Eukaryota; Metazoa; Annelida; Polychaeta; Dinophilidae.
AGAGUUUAUUAUCAUGUGAUGUUUUCAUUUCCGUCUCAACGUGGAAGAAUGAAAUCACCUAUUUUUUUGUUUCUUUUUUUUCUGUUUUUAAGCUAUUCAACAACUGAACAAAUAAUCAACGAUCAUUUAUAUGAUAAUGACCAUUAUCUUAAUUUUACUCAAUGCUCAAAGGUGAUAGACAAUCUUGUUGCAACUCACUUGAAUAUCGCUCAAAAAGUUUUAUUAUGGAACACUAAGAGUGGUCAAAGUGUUAUAGGAAUACGAAUAACUGAUAAUCCAUUGCUAAGAGAAUUUGAUGAGCCAAUGGUUAAAAUUACUGGUAGUAUACAUGGAAAUGAAGCUAUUACUAGCCAAACAAUAUUGAAUCUUGCACAUUUCUUAUUAAAUAAUUAUACUAAUAAUCCUACUGUUCGUCAACUUGUAGACAAGACGGAUAUAUAUUUAAUUCUUAGUUUGAAUCCGGAUGGAUUAAAUAAAGCCAUAAAAGGAAGUUGUAAUGGUACAACGGGACGAUAUAAUUCCAACAAUUACGACUUGAAUGGAAAUUAUCCAGACAGAUGGAGAAAUUUACCUAAAGCACCAAUAGAUCCAGAAGCUAAAAAAAUGAUGGAUUGGUUAAAUAGCAAAAUGUUUGUUCUUUCAGCUAAUAUUAGAGCUGGAAAUUUACUUGUUACAUAUCCAUUCAAUGGAAAAGAUUCCCUUAAUAAUUCAGCAACAAAAGACGAUCUUUUAUUUCAGGAAUUGGCUAAUUCAUUUAUAUCAAAAUUUCCAAAUUAUAAAAAUGAUAAAUGCAAUUUGCCUAAAGAACUUCAAUAUGCAAAUGGAUAUACUGUUGGUGCUAAUGUAAACCAUGACAAUGGAAGUUUACAAGAUUAUAUAUACAGUCAUACAAACUGCUUGGAACUUUCUUUAGGUGUUUCUUGUUGUAACUUUCCAAGUGACUCCGUACUUAAAAAACAAGUGUCAAAAACCACAAUGGCUCUUGUUAAUUUCAUUGGAAAAGCUCAUAUCGGUAUGAAAGGUCUAGUUAGAAGUAAAGCGGGUCAACCUCUUCAAAAUUCAAUAGUAACCGUUAAAUAUAUAAAUGGUACAUCAGCCGGUAAAAAUGUCAGAACGUCCAGCGACGGUUACUUCUGGCGUUUAUUACUACCGGGAUCAUAUAAAGUAGGAGUCUAUGCAACAGGCUACCAUACUCAGUGGAAACCUGUAACCAUAGCAACAAGAUCUUACGAAUAUAUAUAUAAUUUGGAAAAGAUAAAGGAAGAGAUUAGGGAUAAGUCUUCUUAUUCUCAUCAAUCGAUACGUACAAAAGUUAAUAAAGAAUUGGCAUAUAUUAUAAACUGCACAAAUAAAUUCAUGGAUUAUAAAUCAAAAAAAGAAUCAAAUUGGAUUGAGCCUACAAUAAUGCGCCAUCUUGAUGACAAACAAUUGGAAAAAACUCUAAUAAGUUUAACGUCAAUGACAAACUGUUCAAAAAUUACAAGACUUUAUUCAGUUGGUAAAUCGGUUCAAGGUAGACAGUUAUGGGUUGUUGAAAUAAGUGAUAAACCUGGAUUUCAUCAAUUAGGUAAACCCGAAUUUAAAUAUUUAUCAACCAUGCAUGGAAAUGAAGUUGUUGGUCGUGUCUUAUUAGUUAAUUUAAUACAAUUAAUAUGCUUUAACUAUGGAAAGGAUAGACUAAUUACAAAACUUGUUGAUAAUACUAGAAUACAUCUUAUGCCAACAAUGAAUCCUGAUGGUUAUGCGAAAGCUUAUAUAAAUUCAAGAAUUGAAGGAAGACCAAAUAGCCAUCAUGUUGAUUUAAAUCGAAAUUUUCCGGAUGCUUUUUUCCCAACGAGAAAAGAGAUGCAAAAGGAAACAAAAAUUGUUAUUGAAUGGAUACACAGUUAUCCUUUCGUAUUAUCCGCAAAUUUGCACGGUGGUUCAUUAGUUGCAAAUUAUCCUUUGGAUGAUAACAAAGAAAGAAAAUCAUCUUAUAGUAAAAGUCCAGAUGAUGAUAUUUUUCGCAGAUUGGCUAAAUCUUACUCUUUUAGUCAUUCAAAAAUGUAUAAAGGUGAUGCCUGUUCAGAAAAAUUUAAAGAUGGUAUAACUAACGGAGCAGCAUGGUACUCAGUGGCCGGUGGAAUGCAAGAUUAUAACUAUUUUCAGAGUAAUUGUUUUGAAUUAACAAUGGAACUUGGAUGUGUGAAAUAUCCUCCAGCAAAGGCUCUUAAAGAAAUUUGGAAUGAUAAUAAAUAUUCACUUAUUACAUAUAUGUCUCAGGUUCAUAAAGGUAUAAGAGGAUUUAUCAGAGAUGGCUCAACAUCUAAAGGUAUAGGAGGUGCUACGAUAAAUGUUACAUCGAUUCGUCAUAUCAUUAAAUCAGCCGAAGGUGGAGAUUAUUGGCGUCUAUUGGCUCCCGGAAAUUACGAAGUAGAAGUAUCUACUAUUGGAUAUCUAUCUCAAAAGAAGGCUGUUACCGUUACUAACAAUCAAGCAACAUUUGUUGAUUUUGAUUUACUAAGAAAGGAUAGCCAACUUAUAUUAUCUGACAAGGAUACUUACACAGUUGAAGAGAACGUUAAGGCAACUUAUUCAAUUUCAAACUUAACAAAACAUAUGCAAGAUAUAGCUAAUAGAUUCGAUAAGAAUGUCUCAAUUAGCAGAAUAUUUGAUCUACCAAUGUUAGAAUUUUCUAAACCUAACCGCAUUGAAAAGAGUACCAUUCUUAUCAUUGGAAGUUAUAAAGCGGACGAACCUAUUGGAAGUGAAGUUGCCCUACGAUUUGCAAGACAUUUAGGUUCUAUUAUGUCGAGUGGAGAUAUUGAAUACCUAAUGAAAGACAUUCGAGUAAUCAUUUUACCUAGCCUUUAUAUAAAGUCAUCUCAAAGCUUGGUUAAAGGAGAUUGCAGCGGCGAAAGUUAUAAGGAUAAAGCGAAUUCUUUUCCAUAUUCCGGAACAAUUGCAUCUCAAGCUCUUAGUCUAAUUCUUGAGAAACGUAAAAAUAUUGACGUUAUAUUAACUUUAACAGCAGGUGGAAUAAAACUACAACAGAAUAAAAAUAAUGCACUUUUAAAACGACUUUCAAAAUCUUUUAUGAAAGCAUCCAAGUUAAAUUGGAAUGAAGAUUGUGAUUAUUCCUCGGUAACUAACUUCAGCGAAGAUUUAAGACAAAUUGAGGAUGGGAUUUUUAAAGAUUUCCCACGCUUGAACAUAGGUAUAUCGUGUUGUAAAUAUCCAGAUUCAAAACAAAUUCCACUCAUUUUUAAUGAGCAAGUACAAUCUUUAAUGAACGUUUUAAAAUGUAUGACAAUGUAUAUAAGUGGAAUAAUUCAAGAUAAAUACGAAAAAGAGAUUAGUAACGCAACAGCGUAUAUCUACGAAACGAAAUAUGAAGUAGUCGGAUCUCGUUUCCUCUUUCUACUCGAUCAAGGAGUAUAUACUAUCCGAAUUGAAGCUAAAGGAUAUAAACUAAAAAUCUUAAGCAUUAAUCUUAAAAAGGAAAGGGUGUUUAAGACUAUUACCCUUGAAUAUUCUUCAUCUUUUCGCCAUUACGAUACGCCUUAUCAAAUCGUUGAAUCUCUACCAAAUCAUGGUAAUACAGAAUGUAAUAAUGGUCCAACUGCUUGUAUUGUCCAUAUAAAACCUCCAAUAAAUUCAUUCAAGGUCCGCUCUAAAAUAGCCAUCGUAGGAGGCUUUACAACUACCGAUCGUUACUCGGCCGAGUUAUUGACUGCUUUUCUUCAAGACUUAUUCAUCAAUAGAAAAAAUUCGGAAUUAACGAAAAAUCUCUUAUCCGUAGAUGUAUCAGUAAUGCCGUUAAUUAGUAGUCCCUAUGCAUGGGAAGCUAAUAAUUCGUGCCAAACAAACACUUUCAUCAAAGAAGAGGUUAAAAAUCGUUUAUUAUAUUUUAUGAAGAAAGAUUCAUAUGACUUGGUACUAUUGGUAAAUAGUUUUGGUAGUUUUCAACACUCAACAGCAAAAGGAUUACGUAGUCAUGCAAUUGAAAAAAUAAAAUCUCUAUUUCCUGAUUGUAAAGAAAAGAAGAAAGAAUCUCAAAUGAAAUUAUUCUUAGAUGAAAUUUCAAAAGAAACAAAAACUAUGAUAAUUAGCGCGCCAAUUUACUGUUGUGAAUCUUUUAACGAUAGAGAAGUAGUUCAUCAAAGUUCAGAACUAAAUUGGAAAUUAAAAGAAGUUAUAUCACAGACGAGUAAUGCUCUUAAACUUAUUGUUCGUAAUUCUAAAUCAACUACAUCAAUUAAAAAUUGUAAAAUUUAUAUUAAUAACGAAGAAUUCCUCUCAAAGAAAGGGAUGCUAUCGCUAUUCAUUAAGAAAGGUUUAUAUAAUAUUAGGAUCUCGGCUGAAGGAUAUCAAGAAACGUCAAUUAAAAUAGUAUUACCUUUGAAUGAUAAAGAAUUAACUAUAAAUUUAAUACCAAUGAAAAAUCAGAGUUUAUUAUUUACAUUUCUUUGGAUUAUGAACGCUUUUAUUGUUAUCUCAAUAGUCAUCAUCUUUACACUAAUGUUUUGCUUUCGUAAAGACACGAAAGCCCAACAAACCAAAAGAAAAUUUGGAAGUUUUGAUAUUGUACCUCUUCUAGAGGAGGACUCUGACGACGGACUUUAGUUCACAGAUUUCAUAUAUACUGUAUCAAAGAAAACUGUAAAUAAUUUAAUAAUUGAAAUGACAAUAUUUCGUUCUUUAUAUUCUAUUAUUAUUUUCUUUUAUAAAAAUAAAAAACGUAACGAAAAAAGGCA